This is a messenger RNA of Fonsecaea erecta, 1425 nucleotides long. RefSeq lists its product as hypothetical. The transcript has 2 exons. NCBI's taxonomy places the organism in Eukaryota, Fungi, Ascomycota, Eurotiomycetes, Chaetothyriales, Herpotrichiellaceae. The coding region runs from base 1 to 1425 and encodes 474 amino acids. The record is from RefSeq and is a predicted model, not a curated record.
AUGAUGAGCACUUACUCCGAUGACCGGUCUGAUUCGUCAGGCUUUGCCGACUUAGAAGAAUUUUAUGAGAGGACGCGGGGAAAAGUAUCCUCCGAGGUUUCGACACGGCCCCCGUCGCCGGAAGCAAGCCAGGAUGAUCUUGAGGUUCGGAUGGAAGUGCUUGUGCAGGGCCCGAUCAGCGACUCCGAACAACUCGCCGUCAUCAAUCGCUGGCUACAGAACGGUCUGAAGGUACGCCACACACGUCUACAGGCACGAUCUCCAUCCGGUGAUCGACUUACGUAUGACCUUUCGAUCCCUCGACUCGUCGCCAAUGAUCCCGCUGCAUGGAAUCAUCUGGCAAGUGAGCCCCCAGAAAUAGUGCGCAAUGUUCGUGUCGAUUUCACACAUUUUACCGGGCCAUAUGAAUUGGAAGGCACAUCAGGCUCUGUGGCUCCUCAGCAGAUUGAAGAACUUGUCAGGAGCUUGAACAAUACCGAGAGGCUCAACGAUGACCUGACGCGCAACGGGCGCUAUACCAAGGUCACGGUGCUGCCAAUCAUGUUUGAAGCGGUGGAACCCCAUCUGCGGCUGGAACAAGAGCUCAAUGCGCUGAGGGAUUGUUUCGUGAAACUGUUCAAUUUUCACGUCUGCGACAUCUUCAAGAUCCCCGAAGACAGACCCCACCAAAACCUUAAGAGGAAGAUUGACGAGCUCAUACGCCAGCAUGGAAAGAAGGACGAGCUCGUGAUCGUGGUUUACGCGGGACACGGCUUCAAUCCGUUGGAUGUCGAGAGAGGACAAGAAGGGUUUGGCCCAUCGAUUUGGAUCCCCCGUGCGACUUCGGAAUCCCAGGAUGGUGUGGAUUGGUCUUCGAUACAGCCAUCUCUCCACAGCGCGCCAUGCGACACUCUCAUCAUCUUGAAUUGUUGCUUUGCCGGGAAUGCCUCGUUGGGUGGCAUGAAGGGCACCAACGAGAUUCUCGCCGCCUCGGACCGCCAGAGCGUGGCGUACGCGUACAGCCGCUCGUUCCUGAGAGCAUUGAUUGAAGUGCUUGAAAAACUAAAGCCGUCUCGGUCCAAUUUGACGAUCAACAUGGUCCGGGAUCGGCUGGACGACUAUAACAAGAACGACAGAGAAGUGUGGAGGAGGAUCACCUCGCCAUACCACAAACGAUACCCGAAUCUCGACCACCCGAGCAUCAAGCUGCGGACCUUACCCAGUUCGCACGGCCCGCCGACCAAGCGCUCGGCCGGCACGAUGACGCCGUCACCACCUUACAGUCCAUCGUUCUACGUGAAGGUCUCACUGGACUCUGUCGAGCAUGUGUCGCUGGCCGAAUGGGCUUCGUGCUUCGCGAGCGCCAACUACCCGAGCGACGUCAAGUUGCGCUUCUACACGGAGGAGUCCUUGCGGGCAGGGUUGGGUGCAGAUAGUGCAGAAUGA